Messenger RNA from Varanus komodoensis (Komodo dragon), 835 nucleotides. RefSeq names its product nucleolar pre-rRNA processing protein NIP7 (gene NIP7). Lineage: Eukaryota; Metazoa; Chordata; Lepidosauria; Squamata; Varanidae. The record is from RefSeq and is a predicted model, not a curated record. Gene Ontology annotation, biological process: ribosome assembly; ribosomal large subunit biogenesis. Gene Ontology annotation, molecular function: RNA binding. The transcript is spliced from 5 exons. The coding region runs from base 42 to 584 and encodes 180 amino acids. Gene Ontology annotation, cellular component: nucleus; preribosome, large subunit precursor; nucleolus.
AACGCGCCUGGCCGAGCACGCGGCCCCUCUGGCUCUGCGCGAUGCGGCCGCUCACGGAGGAGGAGACGCGCGCGCUGUUCGAGAAGCUGGCCCGAUACAUCGGCGAGAACAUCCAGCUCCUCGUCGACCGGCCGGAUGGGGCCUACUGCUUCCGCCUGCACCGGGACCGAGUCUAUUACCUCAGUGAGAGAAUCUUGAAACUUGCUACAAACAUCCCUCGAGAGAAUCUGGUUUCACUGGGCACCUGCUUUGGAAAGUUCACCAAGACUCAGAAGUUCCGGCUCCACGUCACUGCCCUGGAUUAUCUUGCCCCCUAUGCCAAGUACAAAGUGUGGGUGAAGCCCGGCGCAGAGCAGUCCUUCCUUUACGGGAACCACAUACUGAAAUCCGGCCUUGGGCGCAUCACAGAGAACACUGCCCAGUACCAGGGUGUGGUGGUAUAUUCCAUGGCGGACGUCCCGUUGGGCUUCGGAGUGGCAGCCAAGUCCACCCAGGAGUGCCGAAAGGUGGACCCCAUGGCCAUCGUGGUGUUCCAUCAAGCAGAUAUUGGGGAGUAUAUUCGGCACGAGGAGACACUGACUUAAAUACAGGGACAGAAAACUCCCAAGGACUUCACCCCAGAUGGAAACUAAAGAGACUGUUUUGGACAGAGAGCGAACGGCCCAGCUGUGCAGGCCGCUUGCAGUGUGGAGGAGCUGCCAGCAGCGUCUCUCUGCCUCUCGUCUGAUGGACUGACAGCCUCAGAGGCCGUACUGGCCGGCACGAAUGCUGUGGUGCAGCUGCAGGCCUGCCAUUUUUGAGGACCGAAGUUAUAAACUCUUCUGCAAGAUGCUAA